Molecule: messenger RNA, 1813 nt
Organism: Thecamonas trahens ATCC 50062
Lineage: Eukaryota; Apusomonadida; Apusomonadidae
Product: glycosyltransferase family 2 protein
Exons: 1
Coding region: 49-1392 (447 amino acids)
Source: RefSeq, a predicted model, not a curated record
GUCGACGCGACAAGGUCGGCUAGGUGCAGAGCAGAGGGAUAAGCGGCCAUGUCUAAGGGGGAGGGAGGGAGCAGUAUGCAUGGCGUGCUUGUGAGCGUCCUAAUCCCGUGCAAGAACACGGGCGAGCUUCUCAAGCCGUGCCUCGCAUCCAUAGCCGAGUCGAGCCACCGUCCUCUCGAGGUGUGUCUGUAUGAUGAUGGCUCUGAUGAUGAUGGCGUGACACUUGGCAUCAUUGCCGAGUAUGCUAGCAAUGCUCCGCAAGGGAUAUCGGUAGUCAUCGGCUCGCGGAGCCAGAGUGAUGAUGGCGCGCCGUCGAUCGGUGCGGCGCGAAAUGCGGUGGCCGCGCUGGCCUCGGGCGACUUUCUCUGCUGGCUUGACUCUGACGAUGUCAUGCUCCCUUGCCGGAUCGCCGGCUCGCUGGAGACGUACUUUGCCAAAAGAGCCGAGAGUGGGUGCGACCAUGUUCUUGUGGGCUCGCGGUUUGUGCGUGACCCGCCGGGAUCGACCCCGCGGUACGCAGCGUGGGCCAACUCACUCAGCCAGGACCAGCUCGUCACGCAUCGGUUCCGCGAGUGCACCCUCAUUCAGCCGACGUGGUUCCUUCCACGGGCCUCGUUUGCCUGGAUUGGUGGGUACGAGGCUGCGGGGCUCGCGGAAGACUUUAAGUUUCUGCUCACGUGGGUGUGCCGUGGUGGCGUCCUUGCUCGCCUCGACGCUGUCGCCCUCGUGUACACCUACUCGGCCGGAUCGCUGUCAUGGAAGGUGCCGCAGGCACUGCUGAGGAAGAUCCGUGUCGAGGCCUUUGAGCAGCAAGUCCUGGGCAUCGGGGGUGAGGCGGGAGCGGCGCGCCCGGCCACGCUCCCGGCCCAGCCGUGGGCUGCGUUUGCCAUCUGGGGUGCGGGCAAGGACGCCAAGGCCUUUUUCCGCGCGCUGAGCGACGAGGCCAAGGCUAGAGUCACUUGCUUUGCCGACAUCGAUCCGGCCAAGCUCAGCGUAGGCACGUAUCCCGACACGGUCCUCGUCCCCGUCGUGGUUCCGGCGCACAAGAUGAGCUCGGCGCGCAAAGCGCGCAAGGCUGCGCGCAAGGCCGCGGCGGCGGCGGCGGCUGCAGGCAAUCCUCUGCCGAGCAAGAAGCCGCGGGCGCUCGACGGGCAAGCUGCGCACGGGCAGAGGUCCAAUGGCGAUGGAAGCGGCGUCGAUGACGACGGACCCAUCACGGUCUGUAUCAAGAUGAAGCGGCAGCUCCGCCGCGAGAUCCCGAUUGUGGCGGUUGCUGACCUCCGCCCGCCGUUUGUAGCUGCGGUGGCACUUGACCGGACUCAGGGCACGUUUGAGGCAGCUCUGGCGGCGAGUGGCUACGUGGAUGGCGUCGACUACUUUCAUGUGGUGUGAGCGGAGGUCAGACGCUGGCGUGCGCUGCGGCGUGGACGGCACCAAAGGCGUCGAUGACCUUGGCCACGUCGUCGGCCGAGACGUCGAGGUGGGUGACGAGCCGAACUCGGGACCCGCCGCCUGCAAUGAGGAUGCCGUAGUCGUCGCGGAGUGUAUCGACGAUGGCCUCUGCAGUGGCGCCAAAGGCGGCAGCGUCGAGGGUGAAGAACACGAUGUUGGUCUCGACUACGUCGACGUCGAUGCCCGGGAGCUUGUCGAGGCCGGCGGCGAGAACGGCAGCGUUGGCGUGGUCGUCCUGGAGGCGAUCGACAUUGUCGAGAGCGAGGAGGCCAGCGGCAGCAAGGACACCGACCUGGCGCAUCCCACCGCCAAGCAUCUUGCGGACCCGGCGUGCGGUGGCGAUAAACUCGACCGAGCCGGC